Molecule: messenger RNA, 1707 nt
Organism: Rhizoctonia solani
Lineage: Eukaryota; Fungi; Basidiomycota; Agaricomycetes; Cantharellales; Ceratobasidiaceae
Product: Fungal specific transcription factor domain
Exons: 6
Coding region: 1-1707 (568 amino acids)
Biological process (GO): positive regulation of transcription by RNA polymerase II
Cellular component (GO): nucleus
Molecular function (GO): DNA-binding transcription factor activity; transcription cis-regulatory region binding
Source: RefSeq, a predicted model, not a curated record
AUGGACAUUUCUCCUGGUGCCAUGCCUGGCCAUGGGCUGACUCAUCAAUUGAUUAUAGACGCAAAAAGUGUGACGAACAACGACCGGUAUGUUCGCGAUGCGAAAAUACCUAUUCGCGCUGCGUUUGGCCUCAACAUCCGCAACGACCGUCAAGCACUCGCUCUGGGAUGUCCGUCUGGCCUUGAAACUGAUUAUGCUGGUGCUUCCGGUUUUGAGUAUAACGCUGUUCUUGUGCAGCCAACGUCUCUACUGCCUAGUAGACCGGGAGCCACUUCUGUGCACACCAAUCUUGGAGAGUGCUUGGACUCCAGUCUUUUGCCAUCUUCGAUCAUUGCCCAUACCGAACUCUUACAGGCCACACCGGCGCUCAGCCAGAGUACAUAUCCUUCGUUCCGUGGCGCGACCGUCUCGAGGGGUGCCAACAAUACAGCCUUGAAAAAAUGGGAGUAUGCUCAAGAAUACGGGCUGAGAGUAAUCUGGCCGCCCGAAGAUAGAGAGAACAACCCCGACUUUGACUCUGAAGGAGUCAUGCCUGUAUUAUCCAAGUCCAUUGACACGUUGGUCCGGACGGCCGUGUUUGAGCCAGUGUUUCAGGAGAUACUCCACUUUUAUUCAACAUAUCUGAGUCGAAUAUACUAUGAUUAUGCUGUGGUCAACGAAGACACUAUGGGAUGGAUAUUAGAAAGAUUUAAACUAUCAAAGGCGGGGAAAUAUGCGAUACUUGCCACUGCAACUUUGUUCCGGUCCAACUACGAACAGUCUCCGUCAACUAGGUCACUACGCGAUCACACGAAAGAGCUACACGCAAUUGCUUUGAAGCAGCUUGACUUGGAAUUAAACAGUAUUGAGGUAUCACCACAGGCCAAGUUAGUAGCAUUGGAAGAGAUGACGCGUUACGAGUACUUUGCCAAUACAUCCUCUAAUUACUUUCCGCACCUGACGCAGUCCGCCUCUAUUGUUAGAGAAAUUCUACAAAGCGAUACAAUCGACUUGUUAAGUCUUAGUGGUGAUGACACCCAUGACAUUCGUUGCUUUGCUUGGUGCGAUAUUACGAACAGCAUGGCAACUUCACGGCCUACGUUACUCAAUUAUGAAUCAAAUCUUGAGUGUACACAACAUUUUGACUGGGAAGAUGCUCAUGCCAACCCAAGCAAGGGGAUAGAGUGGAUAUAUGGGUGUCCCGACGUCAUUGCCGUUCUCAUGGCUCGUACCAUAGCUCUCAAGCACCUCAAGAUUUCAAGGGAGGAAAGACUAUCGCGAGGAGCAAAGCUUGAGCAACUGAUAUUUGGCUGGCGCUUUCGACCGACGCACGCCAAAGGGUCUGUGAUGCGAGUCGCCAGGGUCGGCGUCCAGGAGAUGUGGCGACAUGCGGCUAUAAUACAUAUUCACCAGGCGAUAUUCAGAUCAGAUCCCACUCACUCUGUCGUGAGAGACUCUGUCAAGAACAUAAUCAAAAUUGCAUCCACCCUCAAACCGGGAGUUAACCCUGACUCCCCUCAAGUUGACAAUACUACCCAACCUUUAGGCGGGGCAUUUGCAAUCUCGCCAAAGGACCGGUACACGCUGAAAUCUCGAAUUAUUGGGUGCGGGAAUGAGCCCAUUCUGAGAAAUCUUGCGGUCAACCUUGACGAUGUUUGGGCAAGAACCGACUCAACUGGGCGUUUCUCAAGUUGGUCGGAUAAGGAGAAUUCGGCCAUCUUUUUCUAA